GACGUUGCUAUGACGGCGGCUUUUGUUUACAUGUAGCGGAGAGCUCAGCUAGCUAACAGCUAACAGCUAGCUUUAGAUUGAGGCUGCUCGUCGUCUCUGGAGGUUUGUGAAGCUGAACCUUUAACGAUGCCUCCGAAGACUAAAGGCAAGAAGAAGGCCGGGAAGGGGAAGUCCUCUGCGGUGGUGGACGGUCUGUCCACGGAGGAGAUGAGCAAGGACCAGCUGGAGGAGCACAUCAUCCGCCUGCGGGAGGAGCUGGACCGGGAGCGCGAGGAGAGGAGCUACUUCCAGCUGGAGAGGGACAAGAUCCAGACCUUCUGGGAGAUCACCAAGAGGAACCUGGAGGAGGUGAAGGACGAGCUGAGGAACAGACGGAGGGAGAGGGAGGAGGCGGAGGAGCGCCACCGAGUGGAGAUCAGUGUUUACAAACAGAAGCUGAAGCACGUCCUGUCCGAGCAGCACAACACCGUCUCCGAGCUGAAGAUGGACGACGUGGCCUCGGCCUCGCUCGUCCAGAACCAGCACACGGAGUCGGAGCUCGGCCUCUGCAGGAACAUUCACGGCCUGGAGGCGGACUGCAGGGAGAGGAGGCUCCAGAACCAAAACUGCAUCGAAGAGCUGAAACUGAAACACCAGGUGGAGCUGAUGGAGCUGACGAACGACUGCGACAGGAGGAUCAGAGAAAUCGAGGUCAAAUAUCACAAGAAGAUGCAGCUGACGAUGGAGGCGGAGGGCAAGCGGCGGAAGGCGGAGGUCAACGAGCUGGAGGACCGGAUGAAGAGUCGCGUGGUGGCUCUGAUGCAGGAGAACGACAGAGCGCUGAGAGGAGCGGAGGAGUAUUACUCUGCUGUUCAGAGCAAACUGCUGCUGGAUCAGAAGCUGCUGAAGGAGGAACUUGCGGAGGUGCAGAGGCAGCAUGCUGGAGCAGACAGAGUGCUUUCAGCAGCUCAGCAGGAAAACAAACGUCUGCGUGAGUCUCUGCAGGAAGCUGAACAGAAACUGCCCGAGCUCCAGAAACAGCUGGAGGAGCACAACCAGGCCAGGACCAAGAUGGCGGCGGCGAGAGCUCGAGUGAAGGUCAUGGAGAAGGAGCUGAGAGAUCUGACGGUGGAGCACGAGCUGCUGCUGCAGGCGUUUGAAAAGGUUCAGCAGGAGCGAGAUGAGCUGCUGAAGAAGCAGACAGAGGCCAUCUUGGACCUGCAGCAGAGGAGCGGCCUGAAGGAGCUGCUGCUGGAGAGGAAGAUGGCCGCUCUGACCGAGACUCUGGAGAAGAAGGAGGCUCAGCUCUGCGCCGCGCUCUCCGCCUCCACCGCCGAGCAAACGGCAGGAAGCAGCACCGCUAACAAACUCGAGGAGAUCUUGGAGUCUAAACAAGUCACCAUCAGCACCUUAAAGGAGGAACUGGCUCGAGAAUCUAAGGAGUACGACGACCUGCUGCAGACCUGCAGGGAGAGGCUGAAGGCUCUGGGCGUCCCUCAGUACGACUUCCCCUUCAGACCUGCAGAGCAGAUCCUGAACGCACCGCCGCCCAAACACUGAACCAGCACUCAGCUGCUUCACCUAGAAACUUCUCCACCUCUCUCUCAUUUCAUCUCUUCAUAAAGUCGCAAAGAAAAUUAAACUGUAGAUUUUCUAUGUUUUGUAUAAAUUUAUCCUGUUUUUAAAUAUUUGCUGAUGACGACAAAUGAAUCUCAACAAUAAAAUUAUUUUUGACUGGA
This is a messenger RNA of Lates calcarifer (barramundi perch), 1718 nucleotides long. Its product is annotated as dynein regulatory complex subunit 4. Bases 127 to 1539 code for a protein of 470 amino acids. The transcript is spliced from 11 exons. Gene Ontology annotation, biological process: flagellated sperm motility. Gene Ontology annotation, molecular function: small GTPase binding; microtubule binding. Lineage: Eukaryota; Metazoa; Chordata; Actinopteri; Centropomidae. The record is from RefSeq and is a predicted model, not a curated record. Gene Ontology annotation, cellular component: Golgi apparatus; microtubule; motile cilium.